AUGAACACCACCACCCGCAACCCACUCCUCAGGGGCCGGCCGCUCAAGCAGGCGAUACAGGAGUGCGAGGCGCGGUGGUUUCAGGAGACUCUUGUUGCCGCACAGGACGGGGAGCCCAAUCAGAUGGCGCUGCUAGGGCACAUGCUGAGCGUCGGGUAUGGCUGCUCCCCAUGCCAGUCAGAGGCCGACCACUGGUUUGAGGAAGCUUCCAAGCGGCUGGGCUACCACCCCUUGGAAGCCGGCCAGCAGCUGCUCGGCGGCGCCGCGGGCCCGGUGCCGGCCGCGGCGGGGCCGGCGGCGCAGGCGGGGCAGCAGCUACUCGGGGAGCAGCCGGAUGAGCGACAGCUGGCCGAUCAGCAGCAGCAGCAUCGGCGGCACGAAGCGAGCGCGUCGGCGCCCCCACAUCAGCACACGAACAAUCAGCAGCACCUCGGCUAUGGGCAGCAGCCGAUGCAAGUGGACGGCUCGCAGCAACAGCAGCAGCGGUGA
Messenger RNA from Monoraphidium neglectum, 489 nucleotides. RefSeq lists its product as hypothetical. Bases 1 to 489 code for a protein of 162 amino acids. The record is from RefSeq and is a predicted model, not a curated record. The transcript has a single exon. Lineage: Eukaryota; Viridiplantae; Chlorophyta; Chlorophyceae; Sphaeropleales; Selenastraceae.